Messenger RNA from Sporisorium graminicola, 1662 nucleotides. RefSeq lists its product as uncharacterized. Bases 1 to 1662 code for a protein of 553 amino acids. Gene Ontology annotation, molecular function: rRNA (adenine) methyltransferase activity. Gene Ontology annotation, biological process: ribosomal large subunit biogenesis; rRNA methylation. NCBI's taxonomy places the organism in Eukaryota, Fungi, Basidiomycota, Ustilaginomycetes, Ustilaginales, Ustilaginaceae. Gene Ontology annotation, cellular component: nucleolus. The transcript is spliced from 3 exons. The record is from RefSeq and is a predicted model, not a curated record.
AUGUCAGACGGUCUCGAUCUGGACCAGCUGCAAGCUCAGCUCGAGCUCAAACGGUCCGCCUUGGCCGAUAGCAUCCUCUCCAAGCUGCCUGGCUUCGCUGGUGCCUCUGCCUCUUCCUCGGCCGCAGCACCCACCCCACCGCAACAGCAACGAAGCGCUCGUCCGCGACAAGCCAACCUCGGAGUAGGAGCAGCGCCUAAACAUCCGGCAGGGAACGACAACGGCAGCAGUAACAUUGAUAACGGCAAGCCACGAAGUGCAGCAGACUUGCGCCUCAAGGGUGCCUUAACAGCAAAGCGCAAGCGAUGGCAAGACGAGGAGCUCACAGCGAAAGCUGAUUCGAGUUCGGAAGACGAAGAGACCAGUAGAGCAAAUGCCAUCUCUGCUACGAAAAAGGCCAAACAGUCAAAUGCUAGCACAAUCCCAGCCUCGACAGGCGCCAAUGGCAAACCAGCCAAGAAGGAUCCGUUUGCUGCCAAGGGGAUCGAAGCGCAGAGAGCUGCGCAGAAUCAGCCCCGCAUCGUGGUCGUAGACGGAGAGACCAUCGACCUUUCCAAGCUCAGCAAGACGCAGCGCAAGAAGAUCAACAAGCAGCUCAAGGCACAAGAAGAUCAGCAGCAGCAACAGCCGUCGACGAGCAACACCCGCCAGGCCGACACCGAUGAGACACCGGUACGCGAUGCAGCUAUCACACUGACAAAACAAAAGUCUGCUGCAACUUCACCCUCUAAAGCCACUUCCAACUCGUCAGACAGCGGCGCAAGUGCAUUGACACCACUCCAAGCCCAAAUGCUCUCCAAACUCUCUGGGUCGCGUUUCCGCACGAUCAACGAAAGGCUCUACACCACGGCCUCGGACGAGGCCGUUCGCAUGAUCGAUGCUGCUCCCGCCAUGUUUGACGAAUACCACCAAGGCUUUCGUGAACAGGUGCGUUCUUGGCCCAAGAACCCGCUCGAUCGCAUCGUCGAGCUUUUCGACAAAUCCCUGUCGAAUACGACUAGCAAGGGCAAGGGCAAAAACAAAGGUACUCAGCCUCGACCAACGACCGGUGCAGCCAAGGCACGUUUCACGCCUGGUGCAUUGGUGAUCGAUCUGGGAGCGGGCGAAGGUGGUCUGGCCAAGAAGUUGGUCCCGAAGGGCAUUAAGGUGUUGUGCUACGACCUCGUGACGACGAGCGAUGGGUGGGUGAGGAAGCAGGAUACAGCGGCGAUUGGCGGGCUGCCCUUGCCAGGGUUCUUCGAGGACAGCAACCCACUGGGGCUGCAGGUUGCACCAAAGGGUACCGCGGACGGUGUAGCGGAUGUAGCAGUGUUCUGUCUGAGUUUGAUGGGUACCAACUGGAUCCACAUGCUGCUGGAGGCCAAGAGGGUGUUGCGUACAGGAGGCGAGCUGAUCAUCGCCGAAGUAUCGAGCAGGUUUGCCGACGGGUUUGAUUCCUUUGUUCGCAUCGUCAAGAUGCUUGGAUUCAGUCUUGAACACAAAGACGCAAGCAACACCCACUUCGUCCUCUUUGAAUUCGUUAAGCUGACUUCGCAGGCACACCUCGCUUCGCUCUCCUCUAUCGCAGCCGAUAGCGACAUCGACCCUCACAACACGUCGCUCGACGAGCUUGCCGCGAACGGCAAGACGUUGCUGAAGCCGUGUAUCUACAAGCGUCGAUGA